Molecule: messenger RNA, 727 nt
Organism: Cylicocyclus nassatus
Lineage: Eukaryota; Metazoa; Nematoda; Chromadorea; Rhabditida; Strongylidae
Source: the annotation of a GenBank genome assembly
AGUUUUCGCCUUCAAGUCGCUCCUCUGCUCUGUAUUCGGAACACUCAUCAUAGCUUUAUUACUUUCACUACUUUUCAGUUGAAAAAUGGCUCGUACCAAGCAGACUGCUCGUAAAUCAACAGGAGGAAAGGCGCCGCGUAAACAACUCGCCACUAAGGCCGCUCGCAAGUCGGCGCCGUCGACGGGUGGUGUGAAGAAGCCGCAUCGUUAUCGUCCCGGAACCGUUGCCCUUCGUGAAAUUCGUCGAUAUCAGAAGUCAACGGAAUUGCUUAUCCGUAAAUUGCCGUUCCAACGUCUUGUUCGUGAAAUCGCUCAGGAUUUCAAGACUGAUCUCCGCUUCCAGUCUGCUGCCAUCGGCGCUCUCCAGGAAGCCUCGGAAGCCUACCUCGUAGGUCUUUUCGAAGAUACUAACCUCUGCGCCAUCCAUGCCAAGCGUGUCACCAUCAUGCCGAAGGACAUCCAGCUUGCGCGCCGCAUCCGAGGCGAACGCGCGUAAACGCUCGUCGAAUCUUCCGUUAUAGUAAAACAGUCAUUUGGACUUUACCAGCGUGCUUGUGUGUGUAUGUAUGUACGUAUAAUCCUUUUUAAUCCCAAGAUGUCAUGCGUUGUGUUCCUUCAAACUAUUCUCAUUUUAUUAAUCUCAUUUUCAUUUCCUAACUCUAACCAAGUAUCCGUCAAACGUUGAGUUGUAUUUCGAUAUUUAACUCCAAAUAAACCAUACAACAUU